AUGCACGGGAGAGCAAAGGGGAGAAGAGAAGGGGAGAGAGAAGGGGAGAGAGAAGGGGAGAGAGAAGGGGAGAGAGAAGGGGAGAGAGAAGGAGGUUGUUGCAUUUUAGAUGGAAGGAGUGGUGGGGCAAGGGGGAGACAGGAAGGGGAGGGGGAGCACGGGGAAGGGGAGGGGGAGCACGGGGAAGGGGAGGGGGAGCACGGGGAAGGGGAGGGGGAGCACGGGGAAGGGGAGGGGGAGCACGGGGAAGGGGAGGGGGAGCACGGGGAAGGGGAGGGGGAGCACGGGGAAGGGGAGGGGGAGCACGGGGAAGGGGAGGGGGAGCACGGGGAAGGGGAGGGGGAGCACGGGGAAGGGGAGGGGGAGCACGGGGAAGGGGAGGGGGAGCACGGGGAAGGGGAGGGGGAGCACGGGGAAGGGGAGGGGGAGCACGGGGAAGGGGAGGGGGAGCACGGGGAAGGGGAGGGGGAGCACGGGGAAGGGGAGGGGGAGCACGGGGAAGGGGAGGGGGAGCACGGGGAAGGGGAGGGGGAGCACGGGGAAGGAUCGCAAUCGUGGGAUGACAAAGGGAGGUGA
This is a messenger RNA of Closterium sp. NIES-65, 576 nucleotides long. The record is from the annotation of a GenBank genome assembly. NCBI's taxonomy places the organism in Eukaryota, Viridiplantae, Streptophyta, Zygnematophyceae, Desmidiales, Closteriaceae.